AGAGCGGUAGGUGUUGUUAUUUUAGUCCAACAACGAGAGGAAGAAAUGGUGGCGCGGGAGGCCUGGCCCCUUCUUCCAGGAGAGGAUUGAAAACGGGUCAAGAAAGAGCAACAAAGGUCACAAUCAGGAGAAUGAGAAUUGUAGGGAGCUAGCAGUGGUGUCACAGAAAACAACCAAGCCCUUAGUAGGGAAGAAAGAGUGUGGAAAUGAAAGAGGUGCAAAAGAGCAAAAAAGAAACCAAUUAAAGCGUGGGAGGAAGAAACAGCCUGUUUUUCAGCAGUGGUAGAACUCUUGCCCUCCCAGACAAAUCCUGAAGAAAAAAAUAUAGCAUCCUGUCUGGCAAAAUAUUCAAAUGUACAUCACCCUUCAAAGUACACAUGAGAGUUCACAUGGGGAAGAAACCCUAUGAAUGCAUGGACUGUGGGGAAAGUUUCAGGUUUAGAAAUCAACUUAUUUUGCAUCAUAGAAUCCACACAGGAGAGAAACCGUAUAAAUGCAUGGAAUGUGGAAAGAGCUUCAGUGAGAAUGGAAAACUGUAUGUACAUCAAAGAACCCACACAGGUGAGAAGCCAUACAAGUGCAUGGAAUGUGGGAAGAGCUUCAGUCAGAGUGGACAUCUACAUUCACACCAUAAAAUUCACACAGGGGAGCAGCCCUAUAAAUGCAUGGAAUGUGGGAAGAGCUUUAGUCAGAGUGGAAAUCUAAAUAUACAUCAAAGAACCCACACAGGUGAGAAGCCAUACAAGUGCAUGGAAUGUGGGAAGAGCUACAGUCAACAUGGACAUCUACGUUUACAUCUAAGAACACACACAGGGGAGAAGCCAUAUGAAUGCAUGGAAUGCGGAAAAAGUUUCACAAGGAAAGACCUUCUUACUUUACAUAAAAAAAUUCACACAGGGGAGCAGCCCUAUAAAUGCCUGGAAUGUGGAAAGCGUUUCAGACUCCUUGGACAAUUAAAUUUGCAUCGAAGAACACACACAGGGGAGAAACCAUAUAAAUGCAUAGUUUGUGGAAAGAACUUCCGUGACAGUGGGCGCCUUAAUUCACAUAAAAGAACCCACACAGGGGAGAAGCCAUAUGAAUGCAUGACAUGUGGAAAGAGUUUCAUAAGGAACGAUAUUCUUAGUUCACAUCAAAGAACCCACACAGGGGAGAAACCGUAUAAAUGCCUGGAAUGUGGAAAGAGCUUCUCUGACAAUGGAAAACUACAUUCUCAUCAAAGAACUCACACAGAGGAGAAUCCGUAUAAAUGCAUGGAAUGUGGAAAGGUCUUCAGUUAUAGCAGGAGUCUACAUGUACAUCAAAGAACCCACACAGGAGAGAAACCAUUCCAAUGCAAGGAAUGUGGAAGGAGCUUCUCUAACAAUGGAAAACUACGUUCUCAUCAAAGAACUCACACAGGGGAGAAACCAUAUAAAUGCCUGGAAUGUGGAAAGAGCUUUAGUCAAAGUGGACAUCUAAAUGUACAUCAGAGGACACACACAGAGGAGAAACUGUAUAAAUGCAUGGAAUGUGGAAAGGACUUCAGUUAUAGCGGGAGUCUACAUUCCCAUCAAAGAACCCACACAGGAGAGAAACCAUAUAAAUGUAUGGAAUGUGGGAAGAGCUUCAGUCGGAGUGAUAGUCUACAUUCCCAUCAAAGAACCCACACAGGAGAGAAACCAUAAAGUUGCACAGAAAAUGAGAAGCGGUUCUGUUAGAAUGGAACCUGUAGUAAACAUCAAAGAAUCUGCAUGGGCAUAUGUAACGACUGGGGCCUCCAAUCAUUUGAGGACUCCUUCCAGACCACAAAGAGUUAAUCUGGGGGGAGGUACAUGCUAAUGAGAGCUUACAUCACAUGCUAAUGAGCUGUGACAUCAUAGCUGACGUAAGGUCCAACUGACCAAUCAGCAGAGCUGGACGGGCUUUUCAAGAACAUUCCAUGAGAAACCUUUAAAAGGCCUUGGGCUCCAUGUGGUCCUUUGUCUCCCUUUUAUAUCUCUUGGGGGGAACCAUGUGUUCUUUGUUCUCCAUUUUUGUGUUUGUUUUGGGAACCAGCUGUGAGCCUGUAGAGAGCAGGCUUAAAGGAUGCAAGUUGAGCUAGGCGAUGAGAGCCAGCUCCUUGCAUCUAAAACUCAACCAGGACUGCAAAUCCCAUCACUGUGUGAGUAGCUAGGAAAUGUGUUAGCUAGUGCGUUUAGGCUUUUGUUAUGUUAUCUAAUAGCUUGCCUGAAAUGAACAGCUUGUAACUAUGCAUUCUGUACCUGCAAGGCAAGGAGGCUUUGCAUGAAUGAUAUCUUCUUGCUCUAGUUUGUUAUUUAGAAUAAAUAACUUUCUUUAAAGGUAUCCGCUGUCUCUGCUCCUGUACACGUCCCUAACUUGGUUGCUUAAGUUAGCAAGGAAAGGAAACAAGGAGUCUUUAGCAAGUCCUAGUGUGUGCUAAAGGGAAGUCAUUGGGAAUUCACUCGGUGGUGGCAGCGAAUAGGAGAUCUCAAGGGGUCUCAUUCAGCUCAGCAGGGAGCGGGAAUGGAGACCUAAGACUCUAGGAGGAAGGUAAAGGGAUCCCCUGGGGUUAAGAGCCAAGAACAGGGUGGCUGUGUGGCUGCUGGACCCCAAGGAUCAUCACAGCAUAUGAAAGCAUCGUAUGUUGAAAGAGCUUCUAAAAUGGCUACACACCACAAAGAACCUCCACAGAGAGAAAUGAUAUCAAUGCAUUGGAUUGUGAAAGGUGGUCUGAUGAUGGCAAAACUGACUUGGGAUGACCCAUUAGUGCAGCAGUUCUCAACCUGUGGGUCGCAAGCCCUUUCACAGACCCUCGGAAAACACUCCUCUGAAUUUUUAGGAAAAUAUUGGAAAGAGAUGAUAAUUUGAAGUUGAAGCAGAUAGAGAUCUGAAGAAAAAGGCAGACUUAUCAAACAAGAAAGAUUAUUCUGUAUGAAUGUAUAAGAUAAAGAGUUAAAGAUGAAAUAUAAAAGUGUACUCAGAAGGUAAAGCUAAAGUAGGACAAGAAAGAAAAUAAAUUACAAUCAUUUUAGAUUUAUAAUGACAAGCACAAUAUAAAUGUAAAGAAAGCAGUAAGAAUAAUUAAAAAGAUAGAACGAAUGCUAAUAUUACAAAGCUAAGAAAAGCCCAAGUAGUAGUAGUAGUAGUAAUUUAAGAUAGGUUAUAAGACUGUAAUGUGAUAUGUGAUUAUUUUGUUAUAUAGUUUUAUACAGAUAUAUAUUUAGAUAUGUACAGAUGGUUAAUAGAGUUUUCUAUAUUAUUAAAUUUGUUAGAUAGAGGCUUAGUUGUUAGCAAUAUGGUUAUGUAUCAACUACUGGUGCAAUUCUGAAGCCAAGGCUGUUGGGACUAGAAAGAAGAGAUUCCCAGGUCUUCUGCCAAAUGCCAGACAUUGAGGCAUUACAUUAUGGCCAUAGUAAAAUGUGGGAAAUCAUAGCUAAUUGUCAUGUUACACAUGGGGAGGGACUUUAACGUACACCUAUAAAAGUGUUAUUGUGUGCUUAAACUUCAGACCUGACAGAAAAGUCACACAUCUGUCUGUUAUGUUUUCCCCCACUAAAUAAAAGCUGUUCUUUUG
Molecule: messenger RNA, 3556 nt
Organism: Sceloporus undulatus (fence lizard)
Lineage: Eukaryota; Metazoa; Chordata; Lepidosauria; Squamata; Phrynosomatidae
Product: zinc finger protein 420-like
Exons: 2
Coding region: 378-1667 (429 amino acids)
Biological process (GO): regulation of cytokine production; negative regulation of transcription by RNA polymerase II; regulation of immune system process
Source: RefSeq, a predicted model, not a curated record